Messenger RNA from Cynoglossus semilaevis (tongue sole), 753 nucleotides. RefSeq names its product cytochrome c oxidase assembly factor 4 homolog (gene coa4). Lineage: Eukaryota; Metazoa; Chordata; Actinopteri; Pleuronectiformes; Cynoglossidae. Bases 36 to 287 code for a protein of 83 amino acids. The transcript has a single exon. The record is from RefSeq and is a predicted model, not a curated record. Gene Ontology annotation, cellular component: mitochondrial intermembrane space. Gene Ontology annotation, biological process: mitochondrial respiratory chain complex IV assembly.
CAAACUGCCUUCCUCAACACUGCGCACUGUAACAAAUGGCUUCUCCUUCACCCCAUAACCGCGAACGCAAUGAUGAUGAGGAUGACCCAGUUGAACGGAUGAUUUCAAGGACUGGCUGUGCAGAGCUUCAUUAUGCUGUGCAGGAGUGUAUGGCUGAACACCAGGACUGGCGAGUGUGCCAGAGUCAAGUCCAGACCUUUAAAGACUGCAUGAUUAAUUUCCAAAAUGCUCAAAAACAACUCUUGAUGAAGCGUCUCUCUCCAGCUCCAGAGUCUACAGCCAGCUGAACCCAGCAGACCCUGCCAUGUGUAGUUCAAUUAAAGAAACAUGCCAAUCAUGCCAAAAUUCCAUGAAGAAUUCCCACAGUGGAAAGAUGUCCAUGACAAAAUCAAUUUCUGGGUCAAUAUCACAACCUGGUGUUUAUUUUUGUUUUGUGGAAAAUAAUGUACAAAAAUUGCUAAAAAAAAACAGUUUCUAUCAAACUUUACAGAAAUAGGAUGUCCUGUAUGUGUUUUGUGUCUUUGUUUAACUUUGUGAGGAGGAUACUUGCAUAGGUCAAAAAUCCUUAGAACAUAAUAAAUGUUUUUUUCUCUUCUCUUUUUUAAUAAAAAAGAGGACCGUGGGAUGGUAGACAAUAUUAAUCACGUGGAUAAAAGUCGAAUUGUUAUAUUCAAACAGAGCAGCAGUUGAGAAUGUCAACUGAAUUUGUGAAAUGAAAAUAAAAUGUUUAAAUAAAGUUGAAUGACAAUGAGA